This is a messenger RNA of Sinocyclocheilus rhinocerous, 918 nucleotides long. RefSeq names its product olfactory receptor 52I2-like. Gene Ontology annotation, molecular function: odorant binding; olfactory receptor activity; G protein-coupled receptor activity. Gene Ontology annotation, biological process: detection of chemical stimulus involved in sensory perception of smell; G protein-coupled receptor signaling pathway. The record is from RefSeq and is a predicted model, not a curated record. Lineage: Eukaryota; Metazoa; Chordata; Actinopteri; Cypriniformes; Cyprinidae. Gene Ontology annotation, cellular component: membrane.
AUGAACAGCACCAUUCCAAUGGAUCAGUUUUAUGACACAUUCAUCAAGAACUUCAUCAGUGUAGUCCUCGACCUAAUCAUCAACUAUAUCAAUGGGACAUUUGUGCUUGUCUUCUUCAAAAAUACUAUUUUCUAUAGUGACCCAAGAUACAUUUUAUACACCCAUUUGGUAAUCAAUGACAUAAUAAUGCUGUCCAUUUCCGUGGGCUUACAAGUCACAAUAUAUGUUGUGGGUACCUUCAGUCUCUCAGUUUGCUGUGUUUUGCUAUUUGUUGCCGUUAUAGUCACCAAGAACUCUCCACUAAAUCUGGCCUGCAUGUCCAUAGAGCGAUACAUUGCCAUUUGCAAGCCAUUACAUCACCCGCAAAUAUGUACAGUUCGCAGGACCUACGUGCUCAUCUGGUUCAGGACUCUGUCAGCAGUGCCAGCUUUCAGUGAUAUAUUCAUCACAUUAUCAACUCGACCGGCAAGCUUUUUCUCUACUGCCAUUUUAUGUCACAGGGUGUUCAUUUACAACACCUGGCAACACGCAGUCAAUGAUACUGUGUCGAAUGUUGUGUAUUUGUUAUUUGUGUGGACUACGCUGAUCGUCACCUACUUCAAGGUUCUUUCUGCAGCAAACGCUGCUAGUACAGAUCGAGUGUCUGCUAGAAAGGCCCGGAACACGAUACUGCUGCACGGAGGUCAGCUUUUACUGUGUAUGAUGUCCUACAUCACCCCACUCAUCAGUACAGCACUUAUAGAUAUUUUUCCUCGGAGUCGAUCAACCAUUCUGUUUAUUCUUUUUUUGUUGUCAAAUAUUCUACCAAGGUUACUAAGCCCAUUGAUCUACGGGUUAAGAGAUAAACAAUUUGCUGAGCGUGUUAAAGUGUAUUUUUGUUGCAAACAAAUAAAGACACAGAUAAUACCAGUGAACUAA